Chelonoidis abingdonii (Abingdon island giant tortoise) is the source of this 6688-nucleotide messenger RNA. It is a transcript of the gene PDE4D, whose product is annotated as phosphodiesterase 4D. Gene Ontology annotation, molecular function: 3',5'-cyclic-nucleotide phosphodiesterase activity. Gene Ontology annotation, biological process: signal transduction. The record is from RefSeq and is a predicted model, not a curated record. NCBI's taxonomy places the organism in Eukaryota, Metazoa, Chordata, Testudines, Testudinidae.
CGCCCAUGGUCCGGAGGGCGGCGGGGGGGAUUUGUGGCGCACGCUAUGCUCUUGCCCAGGGCAGGUGGCGGUGACACGUGGGGGAGAAGCCGAGAGGGCUCCGGCCCUACGUGUUUGCUCCUUAAGCCGUAAACUGAGAUCAGCGGAGACGGCUACGAAAGCUCCACGCCGGGUUUUCUGCCGCUCCCCCCUCCGUACACACACAACACGCGGCUGCCCGACUCCGGCUGGCGGGCAGCAGCAGCAGGGCUCUCGCUCGCCUGCUGCUCCUGGGAUGCCACACAGGGAAACCUGGAACAUCACGGAGGGGCUUUAAAAUACCCCUGGUCUGGGGGGAGGGGCAGGGGAGAGGGGUUCCCUGAGAGCAGCAGCCCCGGACUCUGCUUCUCGCCGCUGCGGGAGGAGGAGCUGGGAACACAGGAAACGUGGUGGCCGCACACACUGCAGCAGCCGCGCUGAUUCAUUUAUGCUCGGAGCCUUCACGGGGGGAGGGGACGCGAGGCGAGGCGGCGCUGCCUGUCUCCAGCCUGGGGAAGGCAAAGCGCCCUGCAUCCGCCGUCCCGGAGGAGAGAGGAGACGAGCCACGGGCACCGGGCGCUGCUGCCUCCCACCAGCAUCAUGCAGUCUAGGGGCCGCUUGAGAGACUGAGCCCACAGCAAACGAGCCUGCCGAGUGUCUCCGCAGAAUUUGGUUUCGACCAUUGACUUUAAGGCGGAAAGAAGGAGGCUGGAGACUGUUACCCAGACAGUUCCUUUGUGGGUCCAGCUGGAGUCUGAAGCCUGCCCUCCCUCAGUGCCCUGCGUUAGCAAUAUGAAGGAGCAGCACUCAUGUGUGGGCACUGGGCAUCUGAGCAUGGCUGGAGGAGGCCUACCAAAAACUGGCCAGCGAGACCCUGGAGGAGCUGGACUGGUGCCUGGACCAGCUGGAGACCCUGCAAACCAGGCACUCCGUCAGUGAAAUGGCCUCGAACAAGUUUAAAAGAAUGCUCAACAGGGAGUUGACCCACUUAUCUGAAAUGAGCCGAUCAGGCAAUCAGGUCUCAGAAUAUAUAUCAAACACAUUCUUAGACAAACAACAUGAAGUGGAAAUCCCUUCUCCAACACAGAAAGAGAAAGAGAAAAAGAAGAGGCCUAUGUCCCAGAUCAGUGGAGUGAAAAAACUGAUGCACAGCUCUAGCUUAACUAAUUCCAGUAUCCCCAAAUUUGGUGUUAAAACAGAACAAGAAGAUGUUCUUGCUAAGGAACUAGAAGAUGUGAACAAAUGGGGCCUGCAUGUUUUCAAAAUAGCAGAACUAUCUGGAAACCGACCUCUGACAGUCAUUAUGCAUACCAUUUUCCAGGAACGGGAUUUGUUAAAAACAUUUAAAAUUCCAGUAGACACUUUAAUAACUUACUUGAUGACCCUAGAAGACCAUUACCAUGCAGAUGUGGCAUAUCACAACAAUAUACAUGCUGCAGAUGUUGUUCAGUCUACCCACGUACUGCUGUCAACCCCAGCUUUGGAGGCAGUGUUCACUGAUCUGGAGAUUCUUGCAGCAAUUUUUGCCAGUGCAAUACAUGAUGUUGAUCACCCUGGGGUUUCAAACCAAUUUCUUAUCAACACAAACUCUGAACUUGCCUUGAUGUACAAUGACUCAUCGGUACUGGAGAACCAUCAUUUAGCUGUGGGUUUCAAGUUGCUACAGGAGGAGAAUUGUGACAUUUUCCAGAAUUUGACCAAAAAACAAAGACAAUCACUGAGGAAAAUGGUCAUUGAUAUUGUGCUUGCAACAGACAUGUCUAAACAUAUGAAUCUGUUGGCUGAUUUGAAAACUAUGGUUGAGACCAAGAAAGUGACAAGUUCUGGGGUUCUGCUUCUUGAUAACUAUUCAGACAGAAUUCAGGUUUUACAGAAUAUGGUACACUGUGCAGAUCUGAGCAAUCCAACCAAGCCACUCCAGCUCUACCGCCAGUGGACGGACAGAAUAAUGGAAGAGUUCUUUCGUCAGGGAGACCGGGAAAGAGAGAGGGGCAUGGAGAUAAGUCCCAUGUGUGAUAAGCACAAUGCAUCUGUAGAGAAAUCACAGGUGGGGUUUAUAGACUACAUUGUUCAUCCUCUCUGGGAGACAUGGGCAGAUCUUGUUCACCCUGAUGCCCAGGAUAUCUUGGAUACCCUGGAGGACAAUCGUGAAUGGUACCAGAGCACAAUCCCUCAGAGUCCUUCUCCUGCACCUGAUGACCAGGAGGAGGGUCGGCAGGGCCAAACUGAAAAAUUCCAGUUUGAACUAACAUUGGAGGAAGAUGGUGAAUCAGACACUGAAAAGGACAGUGGAAGUCAAGUGGAAGAAGACACCAGCUUUAGUGACUCCAAGACUCUUUGCACCCAGGAUUCAGAAUCCACUGAAAUUCCUCUUGACGAGCAAGUAGGCGAAGAAGUGGAAGGGGAGGAGAGCCACCCAGAGCCUUGUGUACUAGAGGAAGGUCAUUCUCCUGACACGUAACAGUGUGAAGACUCAGUUUCUUUCUCUCUGUCUCUUUGUCUCUCUCUCUUUUUUUUUAAUUAGAAAAUGGUUUCCAAAGUGCAUAUCAUAUGCCACAACCAUGGUCACACCUCACUGUCACCUGCCAGGACGUAUGUUGAUCAAAACUGACCUUAAUUACUCAGUUUGGCACUCAGGAAUAUUGUAACCACAAUUUCACCUCCAUGGCAUCAGAGAGCAAAGGGGAAAACAUCCAUGAACAGCAUCUUAAUAAGAUCUCCAUUUGGCAGAUUUGAUUGAAGAAAUCAGGUCUCUAAAGUGGUUUCAAAGGAAUACGGCCUACCAGCAAAAGGCUGGUGUGCAUUGGGUCUUUUGUUUUGUUUUGUUUUUAUUUACAAGCAAGGCAUUGAGUAACAUUCAUCAUCAGAGUUUUAAGAAAACAGCCAGAGAAUGAACUGAGGUUCCUAAUGGAAAACAAAUGCACAUGAAUAAUGGGACACAACAUGAAUCUGUUACCUGUAGGAAGAUGAGCUGUGGAAAUUGCAUAAUUUUCUAAUUUCAAGUCUUCCUAAUACAUGACUGAAAAAAAAAUAAAGUGUGACCAAGCGGGUUACACUGACCUCUGCAUUUUGUAUUAUAUGUAAAACAGAGAUCUUUUGUAGAGCUUACUUUUAUUAUUAAAUGUAUUGAGGUAUUGUAUUUAAAGAAAAAAACACCUUCAGAACUUCAUCUGCCACUGGUUAUUUUUUCCAAAGAGUAACUUGCAAGUUUUCAGUACAAAUCUGUGCAACACUGGAUAAUACUUCUAGUUAUCUAGUUAUAGAUUUUAUUUUUAGUUUUGCACGUUAGAUUUUUAUAGCAUUGAUUUGAGCUAUAAAAAUCCAUUGUUUUAUAUACCAAUGACUUCCGUGAAAUAUUUUUGUUUAUGUUGCAGGAAACCCUUUCAGUAGGACGGAAUUCAUUUUAUGUUUCUUUUUAUUAUAAUUUUUUCAGACAAACAACAGAAGUCUGCAUUGUCCUUUUGUCCUCACAGUGGAGCUGACCCUGCAAUCCCACCCUUAUUCCCACAAGUAGUGCCACUGAAACCAAUGGGACCACUCAAGUCAGGAAUUGCAGGAGUGGGCCCAGUAUGAAAAAAUGAUGAACCAUCUUUUUAUAUAAACAUAACACUUCUCUUUGCUUAAUAAAAUUAGUUCCAUUAGAAUAUCACUCUGAGGCUGAGAACUGAAGAUCACUAAAUAAGAACAACCUAUUUGCUGUGGCAAAACAGUAGAAUCUUUCCUAUUUUGUCUCCCUUAAAACUUAUUUUGUGUCAGCAGUUUAGGCAGUAGUUUCUGAUUAGCUGGAGCACAUGCUCACCUCAGAAGUGUGUGUGUAUGUGUCUUUAAAAAUAAUCUUUAGCAUAUUUUUCAAAACUCCUUUUCCUUGCACGAAGAGCCAGAUCAUAAAGUUUUUUUAAAAAACAAGCCAGUAAUGCUUGGAAAAGUUUGGAUUUCCCCCCACAUUACUUCACAAUUUCAAAAUGUUUCUCUUCCUAUGUCCCAGUUGUGCUGAAAGGAUCCUACUUGAAAUCUGAUCAGUACCUAAGCCUUCAGUAACUUGGAAAGAAAAAGAGGUUUUAUAGAGUCAUGCUUGUCAUUAUGCAUUUCUACUGAUAGGUCAUGUGUAGUGGGAAGGAAUUUAUCUCCUAUGGUUGACUCUUUAUUAAGACUAAUUUUGAUGAGUGAGAUUGGGAAAUGGUUGCCUAGGAAAACAAACAAGAUUCCUUCUGUCACAAAUUCUGAUCGAAUGACAAAGCAUAGGUGACUUCUUGACAAGAUGAAAUGGAAAUGGCACUUAUUUCCUUUGCUUGAGUUCAGUUGAACCUGUGAAUUUAUAGGAAAUGAAAAAGGGGUAUACCAAUUUCAAAGAUCUAGGAUACAAACCCAUUUAAAAAACUUUGGAUAAUGGUUUAGCUUUUAAAGCAUUUUGCAUUUUUCUGUCUCCAGGUUGUAGGUUUAUCUGCCUUUAGCCCUGAAAGGGCUUUAUCUGAGAAGAUACCAAAGGGGAAAAGUGAAAUGGAGAGAUUUCGCCAUGCUGAUAGGAGCUUCAGGCUCAUUUCUUUCCCUCACCAUCUCCCCCUAAGCUCCCACUCCCAUCUAAAAAUCCUUUCAAUCCCCAAGAGUGCCUGGAAUCUUAAUAAUGAAAAAAAGCAAUAUAAAUUCCAAAAAUCAGUAUGGACCUGAAAGGGUUUUACAUCUGCACUAAUUGAAAACAAAUAGGCGUAAAGAAUAUGCCACCAUAUUGUGAAAUAUAUACCCAUACACAUGGACAAUCAAAUAGUAGAAAAAUACAUGAUUUCCUAGAGCCAGGAAUCUAAUGCACUGUACAAUCUUUUUUUUUCUUUGCUGAAGUGUGCUUUGGCAUUGCACACUGCUUUAAAAAUAAUACAAUUAAAAGUGGCUUUACAUGUUCUAAAUAUUUUUGCCAUAAGAAAGUGCAAUGAGUUGGGUACUGAAUGGGAAAAAAAGAAAAACCUGCAUUUGCUUAUAAGAGUACACUUUAGCUUGCAAGUUACUGUACUCAGUAAUGCUGUGUUGUUAUUUUUAAUUGUUUUUUUUUGUUAAAAGUUAUGAGCGAAUACAGGUAGAACAAAUUGCAUUCAAAGGUUUUUAAAAAAAACUUGAAUGAAAUGGAUUUUACAGAAAGCUUUGACAAUUCUUUUAAAAUGCAUUAUUUAUUUUAUUUUGUGCCAUGCAUUUUUCUCACCAAAUGACCUUACCUGUAAUACAGUCUUGUUUGUCUCUGUUUACAACCAUGUAUUUAUUGUAAUGUACAUACUGUAAUGUUAAUUGUAAAUUAUCAGUUCUUAUUAUAACAUCAUCCUUGACAGGUUGGUGUUGCUAUAUUUGGAAACUCUUGGUGAGAGAAUGAAUAUUAUGUAUACAUACUCCUUGUACAUUUUUUCUCCUGUAAUAUAUUAUAUGUCACCUUAGAGCUUGUUUAUGGAAGAUUUGAGAAAAACUAUAAAAUACAUAAAGAUAUAUAAAUAAAAAAGCUGCAGGUCUUUGGUCCCAGGGCUGUGCCUUAACUUUGAACAAUAUUUUCUUCUGUUUUGCUGCAUUUGAAAGUAAGGUAGUUGUGGGGCUAGGGCUGGGCAUUCCUGCAAUAUUUUUAGUCGUUAAUUGAUUUGGUCACUGGCACAAGCUAGUAUGUACAGUACUACAACCUCUUUUCAUGAAUGGCCCCAUUUGAAAGUCAAACUUGUCUAUACCUACAGUAGUGUAAUUGCAUUGUCUACCUGAUUGUUUUCUUUCCACUUUUGAAGACUAUAAUCAGGGAUUACUUCAGCCAUUAUUACCUGUUCCCUUUUUGAAGUUAACACAGUCAUUUGAAACAGUACUGCACAAAUGUGCUAUACACAUGGGACAGUUGUAAUAACUCAUUUGACUCUUAGGCACACAGGAAAAUGAAUUAAUCAGAAUUCAUGUGCAUUAUUAUUUUGACAACUCUCCUUCAUCUUCCUUCCUUAUUUAGAUGUACAGGAAGUACAGUACAGUACUGUAUAACCAUAAUCCAUAGAGUAGUGCAAAAGACAACUUGAAAUCUUGGAAAUGUUUCCAACAUUAAUAUUAGUGUUACAAGCAGCCAAAGCUUUCCUCUUUUGUAGAUAUACCUAAGGCUUUUGUACACAUGUGCAUAGUGUAGAUGCACUAGGUGUAAAGCACGACUGUAACCCUUUAAAUAACACUAGUAUUAAUUUUGCAGAAUUGGCCUCUGCUAAGCAUCCCUUGCCACUUAAACACCACAGUUGCUGUAGGCCAGUUAGCAAUUAAGUUGCUAGUAUAAGAUAGAUACCUCUUUUCCAUUCCAUUGAUGCCCAGCCCUUGUAACAUAUGACUGUUCAGUGAAAGGAGAGAUUCUUUUUCAAGGAAAAACAGAGCCUCCUUUUUGACACAAACUGUAGAUUUUAGCAGCCCUGGCCCAAAGGAAUUUGAUUGCUUUUGUUUUAAACAGUAUAAAAGGGACACUAUAAUAACAGAAAUCCUGAACAAUUUUUGUUAUUGUUUUAAUUUGGUUUUUCCUUUGGGUAUGUCUUUAGACUGGCAACUUGUGUGAACAUUGCAAAUGAUUAGUCUUUCAAUGGUUUCUUAGCCUCUCUUACAGCCUAUGGAGUAGUACUGUACAUCAAUACCUUCAUAUGAAAUUUUUAUAUGCAAUGGAAAUAAAAGCAUGGGUUGAUUCUGCCUA